AUGAAACCAAUGACCCCCAUCAGGCAGGCAAAGUGGAAAGGGGAAAAAAUCAAACACAUGACAUAUGCAUCAAUUUCCUUAAUGAAAAGCUCAGCAAGAGUUUCGGGCCGAGAGUUCCACACGAGGCCUCUGGUUCGGAGCUCGCGGGACGGUACCGAACACAACAAGGAGCAUCAUGGAGGGCCUUGGUGUCGACAUAAAGAACGUGGCAAGGUACUAAAAAAUGUCGCCGGCGCACUCGCUGAGUGUGCAAAGAUAGAUCAUAACAGGUCCAACAUCUUUCAAACUGGUGGAAUCGAAGCCUUGGUGGGAUUGUUAAAUAUGACUAAUAAGGAUCUUCUUGAAAAUGUGACCAAGGUUCUGGGAGAAUGUGCAAAUGAAAUGGACUGUAUGAAACGACUUGAAGAAUUAGAUGGUGUUAGAUUAAUUUGGUCCCUUUUGAAAAACAAAUCUGCAACAGUUCAAGCAAGUGCUGCAUGGGCAUUGGUCCCGUGUAUAAAUAACUCUGAGGACUCCGGAGAAAUGGUGAGAAGUUUAGUUGGGGGAUUAGAAUUGAUUGUAAGUCUCUUGCGAUCAGACAAUCAGGAAGUGCUUGCGAGUGUCUGCUCUGCUAUUGCUCAUAUCGCCCAAGAUACAGAUAAUUUAGCUGUAAUUACCGAUCAUGGUGUAGUCCCUCUUCUUUGUAAUCUAGUUGAAACUAAACUUGGCAACAGCUUUUACUUUGGCAAUUCGCCAAGCGAUGAGAUCCCGCACAAGAAAAACACAAAUCGGACUUCCUUACCAGGUCAUAGCGACCAUUAA
This is a messenger RNA of Nezara viridula (southern green stink bug), 801 nucleotides long. The record is from the annotation of a GenBank genome assembly. NCBI's taxonomy places the organism in Eukaryota, Metazoa, Arthropoda, Insecta, Hemiptera, Pentatomidae.